CACAGUGUCUUCUUUCUCCAUAGUCUCCCUGUUGUUGUCAUUGAAGUUCGUUUAUUUCUCACUCUCCCAAUGGCCGUAUGGGUCAUCGAAUGCUGAACCCUAGGACUCUCCCAUAGCGGCAACUGCGGGGUAUCGGUUGAACAUAAGGGAUCUUUCCAAUUUGAGCGAUCGCCAUGGAUGUCCGCAAAAAGAAGAGAAAGGUCCUCUUGAUGGGGAAGAGUGGAUCGGGGAAGUCAUCUAUGCGGUCGAUCAUAUUCAGCAAUUAUGUUGCUAAGGAUGUACGGCGAUUGGGGGCUACAAUUGACGUCGAACAUAGCCAUGUCAAAUUCAUGGGAAACUUGACGUUGAAUCUCUGGGAUUGCGGAGGGCAAGAUGCCUUCAUGGAAACCUAUCUUGCAUCACAACGUGGGAACAUCUUCUCAGAUGUCGCAGUGUUAAUCUACGUCUUUGAUAUCGAAUCCCGUGAAGUCGAGCGCGAUCUCGAUACAUACUCCGCCGUCAUCGCCGCUCUAAAAGAAUACAGCCCCAACGCAUACGUCUUCUGUCUCGUACACAAGCUUGAUCUCAUCCAAGCUGAGCACCGCCAACGGAUCUACGACGAACGCUCCGCCCUGAUUCGCAGCCGCACCGAGCACUUCAUAAUCGACACCUUUGGGAGUAGUAUCUGGGACCAAUCUCUCUAUAAAGCGUGGGCUGGGAUCGUUCACAAACUCAUUCCGAACCUCACCGUCAUCGAACGGUUCCUGCAGGCCUUCUCCAAGCGUAUCGACGCCGAGGAAGUCAUCCUCUUCGAGCGCUCGACGUUCCUCACUGUGACCUCCGUCUCGUCCGAGAUUGGCGAUAUGAACCCUAUUUAUGACCGUCAUGAACGACUAUCCAACAUCAUGAAGGCCUUCAAGCACUGCGCUGCCCGCAACACACACACCACCCCAGCCUCGGCCGGGUUUGUCGUGAUGCAUACCAAAACCCUGCAGUUUAAUGUCUUCCUCGGCCGCUUCACAGAUAACACUUACAUCUUUGUUGUCGUGCCCCCCGGGGAGGCUGCUUACAAUUGCGCCGUGCUCAACACCAUGCUAGCCCGAGAAGGGUUCUACAAGGCGGCGGGCACUAACCACGGCGACGGUUUCCCUCUCCCAGCACCAGAGACGCCAGACGGUGAACUACACAGUAACUCUACCAACAGCUAAAACUUCCUCCCCCCCCCCCCUCUGUCCCUCCCAAAACCCCCCGAUUCGCAAGGGCCAUUUUAAAAGGAGAAUUUCCCUUCUCAUCCAUAUUUGGUAUAUGAGGCGUUGUUACUCUGGUUGUCCAAAUAGCAAGCUCUAGUCUGCCUCCCGCGCCGCCACCAUCACCAUCUAUUCCACACUAAACUUUACCUAUCCUAUACCCUCUACACUCUACGACUUUACUAAACCAGUUCGGUUUAGUUUAGUACCUUUUUGAGAUACCCAGCCUCCGAUAAUCCCAGCCCAUGGGCAAUUUUGUAUUCUUACUACACCACCACCACCACUGGCGCUAGAAUAGGUAUGAUAGAAAUCCAAAUAGCUAGCUAGCUACCUUGCCUUGCCUGGCAUGAG
This is a messenger RNA of Aspergillus ochraceoroseus IBT 24754, 1577 nucleotides long. RefSeq names its product Rag GTPase GTR1. The transcript has 2 exons. Gene Ontology annotation, biological process: cellular response to amino acid stimulus; positive regulation of TOR signaling; regulation of autophagy. Gene Ontology annotation, molecular function: GTPase activity; GTP binding. Lineage: Eukaryota; Fungi; Ascomycota; Eurotiomycetes; Eurotiales; Aspergillaceae. Bases 174 to 1187 code for a protein of 337 amino acids. Gene Ontology annotation, cellular component: Gtr1-Gtr2 GTPase complex; nucleus; fungal-type vacuole membrane. The record is from RefSeq and is a predicted model, not a curated record.